AUGGAGGCCCAACCGGAGCUUGUGAAUCAAGCAGAGGCUGAGAGCAAAGCAGCCAGGCUUACUAAAACACCUCUUGCCGCGCAGAGGGAAAGAACGGGAAAGUUAACUUUGAAAGAUGUCAGACAGUAUUUCAAUCUUCCCAUAGAUGAUGCGGCUAAAAAAAUGAAUAUAUGCCCCACUGUCAUGAAGAAGAUAUGCCGCAGAGAUGGGUUGUUACGUUGGCCAUACCGAAAGAUAAAAAGCAUUGAGAAGAAAAUUUCAAAGAAAAAAGGAAGUUUAGCUGCUAUUGAUGUCAAAGAAAGGGCAGGGACACAAGCGGACAUAGAGAGCCUUCAACAAGAACUUGCCUCUAUAUUUGUAGGAUAUAGUGGCUGA
Messenger RNA from Ilex paraguariensis (yerba mate), 375 nucleotides. The record is from the annotation of a GenBank genome assembly. Lineage: Eukaryota; Viridiplantae; Streptophyta; Magnoliopsida; Aquifoliales; Aquifoliaceae.